This is a messenger RNA of Anoplophora glabripennis (Asian longhorned beetle), 803 nucleotides long. Its product is annotated as zinc finger X-chromosomal protein-like. Bases 24 to 803 code for a protein of 259 amino acids. Gene Ontology annotation, biological process: regulation of transcription by RNA polymerase II. Gene Ontology annotation, molecular function: DNA-binding transcription factor activity, RNA polymerase II-specific; RNA polymerase II transcription regulatory region sequence-specific DNA binding. NCBI's taxonomy places the organism in Eukaryota, Metazoa, Arthropoda, Insecta, Coleoptera, Cerambycidae. Gene Ontology annotation, cellular component: nucleus. The record is from RefSeq and is a predicted model, not a curated record. The transcript is spliced from 2 exons.
AUAAAGAUCCUUCACAGAUUCAAAUGUACAAGUGUAAUUACUGCAAUUAUGAAACCAGAUAUAGGAAGGGUAUCAAACGGCAUGAACUGCAACAUAAAAAUUCAUCUGAGGUCCAGAUGUACAAGUGUAACCACUGCGACCAUCAAACUAAAUACAAGCAGAAUAUAAAAAAGCAUCUACUGAAUCAUAAAGAUGCUUCGCAGAAUCAAAUGUACAGGUGUGAUUUUGAAACUAAAUACAGCAAUAAUAUCAAAAAGCACCAACUGCAACAUAAAGAUCUUUCAAAGGUCCAAAUGUAUAAGUGUAACGAUUGCGAUUACGAAACUAAGGACAAGUACCAAAUCAAAAAGCACCAACUAAAACAUAAAGAUCCUUCACAGAUUCAAAUGUACAAGUGUAAUUACUGCGAUUAUGAAACCAGAUAUAGGAAGGGUAUCAAACGGCAUGAACUGCAACAUAAAAAUUCAUCUCAGGUCCAGAUGUACAAGUGUAACCACUGCGACCAUAAAACUAAAUACAGGGAGAAUAUCAAAAAACACCAACUGAAACAUAAAGAUCCUUCGCAGGAUCAAAUGUACAGGUGUAACCAUUGCGAUUUCAAAACUAAAUACAGGGAGAAUAUCAAAAAGCACCAACUGAAACAUAAAGAUCCUUCGCAGAUUCGAAUGUACAAGUGCAACGACUGCGAUUACGAAACCAAAUACAAGUGUAACGACUGCGAUUACGAAAAUAAGUACAAGAAUGUUAUCAAACAGCACCAACAGAAACAUAAAGAUCCAUCUGAGGUCCAGACUUACAGGUGA